GUAGUACACAAAGCGGCGGGUGAGGGGAAGCCUAGCAGGCGUGCACCGCGCAGUGAGAUCACUGGCGUUAUAAAUAUCCCAGUGCCAGCGCCGGGCUCCGUUCGGGUGGCCUCUCUCUCUCCCCUGCUCCCUCUCUCUCCCCCGAGGCUAUGUCCGCCCGGCGCGGCGAGGGGGGCAGCGCCAGAGGCACGCAGCCGCGCGGGGGCUACAGAGCCCGGAGCCAGCCCUACAAGAUGCACUUAGGACCCCCGCGGCUGGAAGAAUGAGCUUGUCCUUCCUCCUCCUCUUCCUCAGCCACCUGAUCCUCAGCGCCUGGGCUCAAGGAGAGAAGCGCCUCGCCCCCAAAGGGCAACUCGGACCCGCUGCCACGGAGAAGAUCCCGGGAGGCUCCAGCAGCCGCCGGAACAGCAGUAACACCACGUCUUCCUCUGCCUCCUCCCCCGCGACUCCUCCGGGCAGCCCGGGAAGCGGCUUGGAGCAGAGCAGUUUCCAGUGGACGCCCUCGGGACGCCGGACUGGCAGCCUCUACUGCAGAGUGGGCAUCGGCUUCCAUCUGCAGAUCUACCCGGAUGGCAAAGUCAAUGGCUCCCACGAAGCCAAUAUGUUAAGUAUUUUGGAAAUAUUUGCUGUGUCUCAGGGGAUUGUAGGAAUACGAGGAGUUUUCAGCAACAAAUUUUUAGCGAUGUCAAAAAAAGGAAAACUCCAUGCAAGUGCCAAAUUUACAGAUGACUGCAAGUUCAGGGAGCGAUUUCAAGAAAACAGCUACAACACCUAUGCCUCGGCAAUACAUAGAACUGAAAACACGGGGCGCGAGUGGUACGUGGCCCUGAACAAGAGAGGGAAAGCGAAACGGGGCUGCAGCCCCAGGGUGAAACCCCAGCACAUCUCCACCCACUUCCUGCCAAGGUUCAAGCAGUCUGAGCAGCCAGAACUCUCUUUCACAGUGACUGUUCCUGAGAAGAAGAAGCCACCCAAUCCCGUCAAGCCAAAGGUCCCGACCCUGACUGCGCCCAGGAAGAGUCCCAACACAGUGAAAUACAGACUCAAGUUUCGUUUUGGAUAAUGUUCCUCUUGGCCUUGUGAGAAGCCACAGGCCCCCCUCAGGAGUUUCCACAGGUGUCUUUACAGCUCUGGAGAAAAAUGUGGACACGGCUUCAGCUCCACUACACCGCAGGGAAGUCAGGCCAUUUGUUUCAGUGGGACUGAAACAAAAAUGUUUGCUGGCUGGAACUGAACUGGAAUUCUUUGUACGGAUACAGGGAGCACACUGCCUCAGUUCAGCAAGACAGGAAGCUUUUUGCUUUAUGCUUAGUGCAUACUAGGACUCUGUUUUCAAGAAGUUAAACAGUGUGGACGAUGUAUUUUUCUGACUUUUACAGAUCAACCCAAAAGAACAUACAUGACAUGUGUUUAUUUUGUUUGUUUGUGUGUGUUGUUGUUUUUUCGGUUUCUAAAGAA
Messenger RNA from Myotis davidii, 1458 nucleotides. It is a transcript of the gene FGF5, whose product is annotated as fibroblast growth factor 5. Gene Ontology annotation, cellular component: cytoplasm. Lineage: Eukaryota; Metazoa; Chordata; Mammalia; Chiroptera; Vespertilionidae. Gene Ontology annotation, molecular function: growth factor activity; fibroblast growth factor receptor binding. Gene Ontology annotation, biological process: fibroblast growth factor receptor signaling pathway; cell differentiation; regulation of cell migration. The transcript has 3 exons. Bases 263 to 1063 code for a protein of 266 amino acids. The record is from RefSeq and is a predicted model, not a curated record.